This is a messenger RNA of Paraphaeosphaeria sporulosa, 1529 nucleotides long. RefSeq lists its product as uncharacterized. Lineage: Eukaryota; Fungi; Ascomycota; Dothideomycetes; Pleosporales; Didymosphaeriaceae. Bases 61 to 1455 code for a protein of 464 amino acids. The transcript has a single exon. The record is from RefSeq and is a predicted model, not a curated record.
UUGUAUGCUAAAGAUCAAGCUCGGUAAACCACCUUCAUUGUGGCGCUGCAUGUGCAUGGCAUGGCUCACCAACCCGCCUGGGAAAGUUCACCCCAAACACGGAAGGCGCAAAGCCCGCCGUGCCUGCCACAGCACACGCUUAGAGCAGUCCGAGGCCUUUCGCUUCAUUCGCUCGCCCUGACGCUGAUGCUGAAACCACUCACUCUACCGCCUUACCCACUAUUUUAUGUACACUUUAGCUUGUCCAGGAUUACACUCGUUGUAUUUCGUACGACAGGCCUCGCGUUAGUAGAAGCCGCAAACAGUCUACCAACGCUCGCAAAAUCAGGUGAAGCCGGAGUGGUUCCAGGUCUAUCUACUCCCUGGCAACAGGCUUCACUAUCAACACGGAUAGGUGCAUAUAUUCGCCCGCCGCCCCACAGAGCGCUGACACAGGACGGUUACACAGCCUCUACGUCAACAACCAUCGUACAGCGGCACGAGCGACCUCCCCCGACCAGGUCACCUACGACCUCUGAGCAGAUGCCCCCGCGUACUCCGCAUGGUGAGCGGGAAGAGCCAGGAAGAUUAUUGUUGUCAAUGGCGCAUUUGGGAGCUACCGGAGGCGUUAGUGACGACGUAGCAGACCAAGUGGAACGCACACUGGGUGGAAACAUGGAUGAACUCAGCGGAAAUAUCCAGCUCGCAAUCGCACAUCCUCCGCACGCUGCAGCAGCAGCUCCUAAUGCAGCAGACAUUGCAGAUUCUUAUAUCCGUGACAGCUUGAACAGACUACGCAGAGACCUCCAAGCGCUUGAUGGUCAUUUCGAUGAUCACGGACGAGCAUUCAGGCGGUUAGAGUUGCCAACGAUUGCCAGGUAUGUCAAUCGAGGUGAUUGCUUGUCUCGUCCAGCCCUGACUGUGAAAUACAAUAGAGAUGGGCGCCCCAACCGCAUCAACAAUUGGUCCACCUGCACGGGAACCGUCAUGUCCCAAGACGAUAACACCUACGACCUGAUCGUGCAGGGACCUACAGCCCGGUCUGUCCACUAUGGCCGUGGGUUCCGUAUCCGCUGGCCAGCAGCACGAGUCCGAUACCGUAUAGAUCGCGACAUUCCACUGAGCCCCGAGGACACGUGUCGAUGCGUCUUGUUCCGCACUGAAUACAACAGGCGUUUCGUACAGACUUUAGAUUGGCAUGAUUGGAUGCAAAACCGCAUUCGAUGUGAGAGGCGUCGAACCCGCCGCCAAGCUUUGGGCGAGACAGGGCUCUUCAGUACAAUACCGGACCAUGCCCUCGUGGAAUUGCGACAGGGUCGAGCACUCGCUGGAGUUGACGUGAGCGAAUAUGACGUGGAGAUCACGAGGAGGAUUCUAGAGGAUCCGUCAGGCUGGGGAGCGGUGGGAUCUGCGCUGAGGAAUCGACUAUGGGUGGAUGAAGUGCUCGAAGACGGGGGGAACUAUGUGCUACUUUGAGGAAAUCGGAGCACGAAUGAGAAGGAAGAUUGUUCGGUUCUCCUGGGGGUUUCGCGGCUGGAAUGCAACGUUGU